AUGGCCGGUCGUGAGUCAGUUCUGGCGCUGAGAAAGCUCACGAGCAGCUUCAGAAAAUUCCAUCGCUCUGAUCCCCUCGUCCAAUGUCUCGCACCUCACUUUGCUCGCUCGAUGGCCACCGAAGCGCCUCUCCCUACCAUGAGCUCCGAGCUGUCAGACCAAACAGGUUUGUCCAUGUCGUCUGAUUCGUUCCUCAUAGACACGACACCAUCUCCGCAAAGCACGAUAACGCCCACCCCGAACAGCCAAUCGUCUGAAUCACAAGUCAUCACCACAAUCUACUCAUGGCCCACUCUGGAACCAUUACGUUUCGAAAUGUACCCAUCAAACCAUCUACACAUCCCUCUACGGCGCGACAUUCUUCAUCGAGCUGUUGUGUACGAGGGUGAUAAAACUCGACAAGGCACUGCAAGCACUAAAUGGCGCAAAGAUGUGCACGGAAGUGGUCGGAAAGUAUUACCUCAAAAAGGCACCGGACGUGCGCGGGCCGGUGACAAAAAAAGUCCUAUACGGAGAGGAGGAGGGGUGGCCUUUGGGCCACAUCCUAGGGAUUUCUCUACAGGACUACAGAGGAAGGUUUACGAUCUAGCUUGGAGAACAGCUCUGAGUUACAGAUAUCGUAGAGGCGAGCUGGUGGUCGUGGACAACAAGAUUACGAUUGAACGACAUACCGGAGCUCGCCUUUUAACCAACAUAUUUGAAGGCAACCAAUGGGGAAGUGGUUUUGGCAGGAGCACACUUGUCACAAGUGCGUACAGAGAGAGACUGUUUCGUGAGAUGGCCUUGGUUGAGAUGAAGAGACACGGCAUCGUGAAGGACAUGUUCGAUGUGGAUGUCAAAGAUUUGCUGGAGACAGGAAGAAUUGUCAUUGAGAAGCAGGCUCUGGACACCAUAUUGAAAGCGCAUACCAGCGAUCUUGGAGCCAAGAAUAGCAUGAAACGUGCUGCUGAGCUUGUCGCUCGCGCUCGACAGGCCUCUGGUGUAGUUGAAGAGCUUGAAGAAUUUCCGGAAACUGAGUUACGUGAUGAAGAUCUCGACGAUGAGAAUCUUGAUGAAUCAGAGGAAGAUGAGGAUUUUGAAGGAGAUGGUCUUUCUGAGAGAGCGAGAGGAUAG
Endocarpon pusillum Z07020 is the source of this 1113-nucleotide messenger RNA. RefSeq lists its product as uncharacterized. NCBI's taxonomy places the organism in Eukaryota, Fungi, Ascomycota, Eurotiomycetes, Verrucariales, Verrucariaceae. Gene Ontology annotation, biological process: translation. The coding region runs from base 1 to 1113 and encodes 370 amino acids. Gene Ontology annotation, molecular function: structural constituent of ribosome. The transcript is spliced from 2 exons. The record is from RefSeq and is a predicted model, not a curated record. Gene Ontology annotation, cellular component: ribosome.